This is a messenger RNA of Culicoides brevitarsis, 802 nucleotides long. RefSeq names its product THO complex subunit 7 homolog (gene thoc7). Gene Ontology annotation, cellular component: THO complex part of transcription export complex. The record is from RefSeq and is a predicted model, not a curated record. Gene Ontology annotation, biological process: mRNA processing. Bases 86 to 736 code for a protein of 216 amino acids. NCBI's taxonomy places the organism in Eukaryota, Metazoa, Arthropoda, Insecta, Diptera, Ceratopogonidae. The transcript is spliced from 3 exons.
CAUUUCCAGUCGUGAAAUCAAAACAAUCGAAAGGACUUUUUUGAUUUUUAAGGAUUUUUCAGGGAAUUACACAAAAUUAAGACAAAUGGCUGAUGAGGAAGUUAUCAAACGCCGGCUAUUAAUUGAUGCCGAUGGAACAGGCGACGAUCGUCGAUUGAAUGUCCUGAUGAAGAGUUUUAUCAUCUGGUGUAAUACUUCUGAUACCCCCGAGAACACUGAAGUAAUGCACGAUCGAAUGCUCGCCCAAAUCGCUCAAUGUGAAUUCGUGAUGAAAAAAUCCCACUUUUCCAGUCAAAUGAUGAAGCGGGAACUCAAAAAUUACGAAAAAAUCUCCGAGAUGAUCAACAAGGGCAUUGAAAAUAUCAAAAAUCAAAUUGAGCAAAACAAGGAGAAUCUCUUGAUAGCCAAGCAAAUCCGACGAAAUCGCAUGGAAUACGAUAGUUUAGCGAAAGUUAUCAACCAGCAACCCGAUCGACAGAACACAAUUUCGAAACUGAAUGCGUUGAAGGAGGAAUUGCAGCAACUGGAGGUGAAGAGUGGAAGUUUAGAGAAAAAAUUGGAAAAGAGACAGAAGGAUUUCACAGUAUUAAUGCGCGCUGUGUCGGAAUUGCAGCGAGAAUUGUCAGAUUCCGCGAGCGAGGGUGAGGAUGAGGAAGAAGAAGCCGGAGAAGUUAACACGUCGUCCGAAGAGGGAGAGGCACAUGAUGAUCCCGUGUUGGAAAUGGAUGUUAGUUAGAAAUUUAAAGCAUUUUUUGACGAUUAAAGUAAGGAAAUUUCAAAAUCAGAAGAUGUUUUUUGAACA